Molecule: messenger RNA, 435 nt
Organism: Cooperia oncophora
Lineage: Eukaryota; Metazoa; Nematoda; Chromadorea; Rhabditida; Trichostrongylidae
Source: the annotation of a GenBank genome assembly
AUGUUUGAUGACACUGUAAAGAAGAAUGUGCCAGGAUUCGACUGGUCACCCGAAGAGCAGCAUCAGCUUGAAAUGUACAAAUACAAAAUGAUGGUUCUAUGGGUAGUGUCAACGGUAGGCGUACUUCUCUGUAUGGUUAUCGUUAUUCCACAAUUUUUCGAUUUCAACGAUAAACGUGGAAAUCCGAGUCAUCUGUGCCUUGUUCAUCGACGAUUGGCAUGGCUGUUGUUCUUCGUGAUGGCGGUGUUCGUAACGACCAUGUGUCUGGCAGUACUAUGGGCUUGGCAUGGUGGAGGAGCAGCGUCACGAUCGUUUCAUGAACAUUUCGCAGCUGCCGAGAAGGAGGAGAUCUUUCUCACGGAACUCGAAGAAAGCUUCGACUGUACGAACGACGAUGACAAGGAGGUGCCUGAUGAGCAUGUGAGCGUGGUGUGA